Molecule: messenger RNA, 3522 nt
Organism: Aspergillus campestris IBT 28561
Lineage: Eukaryota; Fungi; Ascomycota; Eurotiomycetes; Eurotiales; Aspergillaceae
Product: P-loop containing nucleoside triphosphate hydrolase protein
Exons: 1
Coding region: 1-3522 (1173 amino acids)
Molecular function (GO): 5'-3' DNA helicase activity
Source: RefSeq, a predicted model, not a curated record
AUGACGAACAACCAACGUGUCCUCGACAAGUCUUGGUUCGAAGACCCCCAUGGGUCAGACGUUCCCCAGUCCCUAAUUCCAUAUUGCAAGACAUGGCGUCAAUGUGUGAUCACGCUGGGUGGCGAUCGUGUCUUCUCCACCGCCAUGGUCCGGACUCUCCUUGACUCCCAACAACCGCGGCUAGUCAUGCGGUUCAAGGGUCCAGAAAAAAGACAAAUCAUUGUCCCAUUCCAAGCAUGCCGGAUUGAAGCUGGACUGGAAGGCGAGAGCGCCGUAGCCAAUGACUUUGUUGGGCAACACCGGCAGCAAUACCCCACAGUCCUCAACCCCCAAAGGCCUCUAUACUACUUCAUUAUCCGUUGCCACGAGGAGCCUGUGGUCGUAAGGACUCAGUCCCAGCAAGAUAGCGAUAUCUCACCCGAUUUGGAAGCACUCGCCGACAUUCAGUGGUGCUCCACGGAUGUGACUGUCUGGCUGGAGUGCCACCAGAAUGACGCUCGCAUCGUGCCUGAUAUCCUGCGAUGGGUCGAGCAACUGAAUGGAUUGGCCCAACAGCACUGCGAUGCCGGGAAACGAAGUCAAGCUUUCUGGUACUACAGAGAGGCCAAGGCUGAUGAAAAAUCAGGUUGUCGACCACCAAUGCCUUGGCUUUUCUCUGGAAUGGACCGAAGAUCAUAUAAAGAAUGGGAGCCGCAAGACCCCUUUUUUAUUGAUGACCACGACCGGUGCUGCAGAUUGAUACAGUCUUCUCUGAAUGAGAAAGAGGUGCAACGCCAGAUAGUCACCCGCGUCUUUAACCCCAGCCGGCGACACACAGCUUGGAUUACGGGGGGGGCAACCGGAUGCUACAUAAACAUCAAGCUCCGGACAGCUGACGGCGAGGAUGAGUUCACUGUCCCUGAGAUAAUGGAGGGCACCGAGGUCAAGUUCCAGCUCGUGACGGACUCUUCCAAGAACUAUUCGGACGGGGAGCUGGAUUCAACCGGUCGUGUUGUCGAUCACGAUCCUACUGCCGACCUGACUGUACUCGCAACCAGAGGGGUUCCUUUGCAAUACCAGAACGCUGAAGAAGUUGGCAUCGUCACUAAGAUUCAACCAAAUACGGUGCCAAUAGAAGCCCAAAUAGACGCUCUGCACGAAGCCAGCCGUGUCAAGGUUUGGGGCGAUCAGGAUGGGAAGGAGAGGCAGGGAUUCUCCCUGAAACGAACGCUCCUCGCCCACGGUAUCGAGCUUGAUCCUCACAACGCUGGGUACUUUAUCCUGAACGCAACUCAGAUCUCCGAGCUUUCGGGCGAAGAAAUCGAGCGGCGUCUGGAGUACAUCAUGUCUCGAUUUCCCCUCGAUGAGGCACAGGAACGGGCGUUCCGGACGUCGACGACCCAGAUCGUCUGUGGCGUCAACCUCAUCCAAGGGCCACCGGGAACUGGAAAGACACGUACGGCCAUGGUAAUUAUCCUAGUACUUGCUUCUCUGGGAUUGAAGGUUCUUCUCGCUGCUGGGUCCAACAAGGGCGUCGACAAUUUAGCCGAGGCCCUCGUUAAAGCCCUGGAGGGAGACUCGUAUCUGCAGGCUUGGUGUGGCCGAGCAUGUCGGCUUCGCACACCGGCCCAUCAGCUCAACCAAUUGCGGAGCAACAGCGCCGAUGAGAGUCAAUCGAGACAAGCACGCCGUGCCCGAGCUGCGGAAAAUCAAACUCUCGAGCGCGUCCAAAUGCACAAUUUGGUCAGGGACUACGCGUCGACAAACCGCGCCACCAACCCAAAAUGCGCCGAGCUGUUGGACUUGAUCGAGGUCGAUAAGCACCGUCCCCUGUCCAGGGAAGACUUCAAGGCGCUGCGUGCAAGCCAUGAGCAUAAUGUCAGCGGCGUUCUUAAGAGCUGCAGAGUCGUCGCCACCACCCUCAACAAUGCAUGGCAAGAUGUCCUUCGCUGGUCUUCAUUCGGGCCUCAGUUCGUCGUCAGCGACGAGGCCGGGCAGUGCCUAGAAGGCGAUCAGUGCAUCGCACUCACAUUUUCGUCUGUGAGAGGCGUGGUCCUUAUCGGUGACCCCCAACAGCUUCCGCCGACGGUCAUCUCGGAGAACGGGACUAAUGAGGGCGCGCAGUACCUCAAGCGGUCGCUCAUGUCGCGGCUCUAUGCAGCAGGUUACCCCUGUACCAUGCUGGAUAGAAACUACCGGAAUCAUAGCCAGAUUCUGGAGUACUUCAACCGCAGCGUGUACGGCAGCAAGCUACUGUCAGGCCAAAGCAGUGAUGCGCCUGAGAGGGUGGGCAGGGCUUGGGACACCUUCACUCAAGAUCGGCACUACUUCCGCAACAGUGGUCUGGUUGGGGUGCGCCGGCUGUUCAUCGGCGUCAUAGGCAACGCGGAGAAGGCGCCAAAUAGUCUGUCCUGGCAGAAUGUGUCCCAGGCCCACGUGAUCCGACAUCUCCUGCGGGAGUUAUAUCGGUUUCAGACCAGUGGCGGUGACCAGAUUGUGCCUGAUGAUGUCAUGAUCAUCAGCCCGUACAAGGACCAGCAAAAGCUGAUCGGGGAGGUCCUUGCUGAGCACGAAAUCGCGUACCGCGACAAUCUUACGAUUGACGCGGCUCAAGGAUCGGAGGCGCCUCUCGUCAUUUUUUCCAUGACCAAGCCGUCUGCCGAUGCCCGCAAAGUUGGGUUCAUAGCAGACGUGAACCGACUCAACGUGGCGCUCAGUCGGGCGCAGAAAGUUCUUGUGAUUAUUGGCAAUCUCAGGACCUGGAAUGCGCAAGCCAUCAAGGAGCUGAAGGCCAAUGCGCAUAGGCGGAACCGGUGCUUGAUCGGGCGCCUGGAGGAUGUCACUGCAAGGCGGCAUACGCUCACAUGGGCCGAUAUCCGCACCGUGAGCGAGACGGACCCCCCAGGAGGAAGGCCAGUCCAAUAUCUCUCGCACGACCGAAUGAUCCGGCCCCCCCAUCCCACAUUGGCACCGUCAAUUCCCGUGCCCCCCUGGACCGCUCCCCAGGCCCUUCCUCCCCCCCGCUCUCGUGCCCCUCCUCCCCCCCAGUCCCCUCCCCCUCCUCGCUCCGACGCCCCUUUACCCCGGGUUCGCUUGCCUUCGGCUGAUCUCUACGGGCCCUCCGCCGUUGGUCCGUUAGCAGCUCGUGCGGGGCCCCCGACCGAGGAAGAAGACGUGGAGAUGGGUGAAGCAGGCCAGAGCCCUAUGCCGACUACAUCGCCGCCUCACCCCGCCGAUAGCCCAUCCAUGCGCUCUUUGGCCCGCCAUUCAAUCGAACACCAGCCAAGGUCUCGUUCCCCCACUCCCAGCGGCCAACAUGGGUUCCACGAAUAUAGAGAGCGACCGAGCCCCUACCCACACGACCAGCACGACCAGCAUCCGCUGGAAACAGUGGAGCCUUCCGACGACGUCCGAGCUGCUAGAAGGGAACUUGCGGAGAUUGAUGAGGCGAUUAUAGAUCUUGAGAGGCGACGCCUCGAGCUGAGGAGACAUCAAGACUUGCAGCGAUUGCGGGAUGCUGAGAGAAGAGACAAGAAUCGCUAG